Messenger RNA from Helobdella robusta, 735 nucleotides. RefSeq lists its product as hypothetical. NCBI's taxonomy places the organism in Eukaryota, Metazoa, Annelida, Clitellata, Rhynchobdellida, Glossiphoniidae. Bases 1 to 735 code for a protein of 244 amino acids. The transcript has 6 exons. The record is from RefSeq and is a predicted model, not a curated record. Gene Ontology annotation, cellular component: early endosome membrane.
AUGAAUUCAAUAAGAAAAUGGAUUUUCAAACCAAAGAAAACUGACACAGCACUUCUGGCAAAAUUCUAUUUUGCAGAUGAAGAACUAAACUCUGUAGCCUCAGAGUUAGAUAGUUUCGACGGCCGCAAAGAGCCAGAGAGAUGUGCCAUUUUAGUAAAUCAACUACGACAGCAUCAGGACUCAGUCCUGUCAAUCAUUGAACAAAUUAUGACAGAGGUUAUUCCUAAUUCUAGAGCCAGGAGAGACUAUAGGGUCAAAUUCCCCGAUGACGUAUUACAGGAUAUGCUCACUUUUUCUCUGCAAAUAACCCUGCAGUGCUUAGCUGCGGGGUCCAGUAUAUUGAACCGAGAGGUCGAGAGUGCAAGUAUGCGACCUCUGGCUCGUGCCCUGACCCAACACAUCGACGAGUUGAGAAGUCUGCUAAGGGUACAGUGUCUCAAGAAUCAGUCUUCCUAUAAUGAGAUGAUUGUUAAGGCACUGACAGAUUUUGAUAGACUUUUUUCUGAUUUUGAACUGAGUUAUGUGAGCGUUAUGGUGCCAGUGAAAACGAUGAAAGAUUAUGACCUGCUGCAAGAUGUCACCGUGCUAUUCUGUGAAACUGUUAAUAGGUCUAUGAAACUCGGUCUAUUGAAUCAAGAACUACUGGAUUCUUAUGAUCCAGUGCUCAUGUUCACCAUUCCUCGAUUAGCUAUUGUCUGGUUGGUUGAUUGGCUGGUUGAUUGUCGGGCUGGUUGA